This is a messenger RNA of Agelaius phoeniceus (red-winged blackbird), 6086 nucleotides long. RefSeq names its product vitellogenin-2-like. Gene Ontology annotation, molecular function: lipid carrier activity. Gene Ontology annotation, biological process: lipid transport; cellular response to estrogen stimulus; response to estradiol. Lineage: Eukaryota; Metazoa; Chordata; Aves; Passeriformes; Icteridae. The record is from RefSeq and is a predicted model, not a curated record.
AUGUCUGCCACAGCCCCAUUCGCCUUCACUAUGAGGGGGAUCGUACUUGCACUAGUGCUCACCCUUGUAGGUAGCCAGAAGUUUGACAUCGACCCUGGAUUCAGUAGCAGAAAGACCUACUUGUACAGUUAUGAAGGCUGGGUGUUGAAUGGGCUUCAAGAAAAGAAUUUGGCCAAAGCCGGCGUGCGCCUGAGCUGCAAACUAGAGAUCAGCGGGCUGUCAGAGAACAGCUACCUCCUCAAGAUCCGCUCCCCACAACUCGAGGAGUACAAUGGCAUCUGGCCCAGGGACCCAUUCACUCGAUCUGCCAAAAUCACCCAGAUGGUUUCCUCAUGCCUUACCCGGCCCUUCAAGUUUGAAUACAGCAGUGGACGGGUUGGAAACAUUUAUGGCCCAGAAAACUGCCCUGAUACUUGCAUUAACAUAGUGAGAGGAAUACUGAACAUGAUCCAGAUAACCAUUAAGAAGUCACAGAAUGUGUAUGAAUUGCAAGAGGCUGGGAUUGGAGGUGUUUGCCAUACAAGGUAUGUCAUCCAGGAAGACAAGAAGAACAGCCGAGUCUCUGUGACCAAAACUGUAGACCAAAAUAAUUGCCAGGAAAAAGUGGUGAAGAGUCUUGGAAUGGCUUACAUCUAUCCCUGCCCUGUUGACAUGAUGAAAGAAAGGAUCAUCAAGGGGACUGCAGCUUUCUCCUACAAGCUGAAGCAGUCAGACAGUGGUGCCCUGAUCACAGAGGCUGUGUCUCAGCAGGUGUAUCAGAUCUCACCCUUCAGUGAACCCACUGGGGUCGCUGUCACGGAAGCAAAACAACAACUCACCUUGCUGGAGGUGAAGAGUGAAUGGGGGAGCUCCCCAGAGAUCUCCAUGCAGAGCUAUGGAAGCCUCCAAUACCAGUUCCCAGCAGUACUGCCACAGAUGUCAGUGCAGCUCAUCAAGACCAAAAACCCUGAGCAACGGAUAAUUGAAACACUGCAACACAUAGUCCUGAAUAACCAGCAAGAUUUCCAUGAUGAUCUCCCAUACCGUUUCCUGGAGCUCGUCCAGCUCUGCAAGCUGACAAGCGCUGACACCCUUGAAUCCAUCUGGAGACAAUGUUCAGACAAACCCCGCUACAGGCGAUGGCUGCUGAGUGCAGUCUCUGCGGCGGGCACCCCAGAAUCUCUCAAAUUCAUUAAGAGCCGAAUCCGCAGUGAUGACCUCAGCUACCUUCAGGCUCUUCUGAGUGUUCCCUUUGCUCUCCAUUUCACAAAAGCUGAUGAGCACACUGUUCCAAUAGCAGCAGACUUAGUGACAAGUUCUCGAAUCCAGAAAAAUCCCUGGCUUCAACAACUUGCCAGCUUGGGAUACAGUUCUGUGGUGAAUAGAUACUGUUCUCAGACCUCAGCUUGUCCUAAAGAAGCUCUCCAGCCCAUCCAUGACCUGGCAGACGAAGCAAUCAGCAGGGGCCGCGAGGACAAAAUGAAAUUGGCUCUGAAGUGCAUUGGCAACAUGGGAGAACCAGCCAGCAUCAAGCGCAUCCUCAAGUUCCUCCCCAUCUUUUCAUCCAGUGCUUCUGAUAUCCCCAUCCACAUUCAGAUUGAUGCCAUAAUGGCCUUGAGAAAAAUUGCUUGGAAGGACUGCAAAACAGUGCAGGGAUAUCUCAUCCAGAUCCUCGCUGAUGAGUCGCUUUCCCCCGAAGUGCGGAUGAUGGCUUGUGCUGUUAUCUUUGAGACAAGGCCUGCCCUUCCCUUGAUAACAACCAUUGCCAACGUGGCCAUGAAGGAGAGCAAUUUGCAAGUGGCCAGUUUUGUGUAUUCCCACAUGAAAGCUUUGUCCAAGAGCAGGUUGCCAUACACGUACAACAUAUCUUCAGCUUGCAAUAUUGCCCUUAAGCUGCUGGCCCCCAAAUUGGACAGGCUGAGCUAUCGCUACAGCAAGGUCAUACGUGUCGGUGGUUACUUUGAUAACUAUAAAAUUGGUGCUGCUGGAGAUGUCCUUGUUAUGAACAGCCCAGGAACAAUGUUCCCGUCAGCAAUAAUUUCCAAACUGAUGGCAUAUUCUGCAGGGUCGGUGGCUGAUUUAGUGGAGGCUGGUGUCCGUGUGGAAGGCCUCACAGAUGUCAUCAUGAAACGAAAUAUCCCAUUUGCUGAAUAUUCCACAUACAAAAAGAUAAAGGAGAUUGGAAAAGCUCUGCUGGGAUGGAAGGAGCUGCCAACAGAAACCCCCUUGAUAUCAGCCUACUUUAAACUCUUUGGCCAAGAGCUGGCCUACAUCAACAUCAACAAGGAAGUGCUACAGCAGGCGGUGAAGGCAGUGCUGGAGCCUGCAGCCAGGAGCACGCUGCUGAGGAGGGUGGCAGCCCAGCUGCGCGCGGGCACCGCGGCGCAAUGGACGCAGCCGCUGUGGCUGGGAGAGCUGCGCUACAUCGUCCCCACCGCCACCGGGCUGCCCCUGGAGUACAGCUCCUACAGCACGGCCCUGGCCAGGGCUGCUGCCAGCGUUGAUGGAAAGAUAUCUCCCCCUUUAACUGGAGAUUUUAGACCUUCACAGUUGCUCGAAUCCACGGUGCAGAUUCGUUCUGACAUAAACCCCAGCUUAUACAUACAGAAAUUUGCAACAAUGGGUGUCAACACAGAAUACUUCCAACAAGCUGUGGAAAUUCAAGGCAAGGUCCUGACAAAAGUGCCAAUUAAGUUUGAUGCCAAGAUAGACAUGAAGCUGAAAAAUAUUAAGAUUGAAACAAAUCCAUGCCAUGAGGAAACUGAGCUAGUGGUUGGAAGACAUAAGGCUUUUGCUGUAUCAAGAAAUUUAGGGGAGCUAGGUGUUGAAAAGAGAACUGCAAUUCUCCCAGGAGAUGCUUCAUCAAAUAUUGUGGAAGAACCUUUCAAACCAUCAGACAGAGCUUCCAGUGAAGAUUUCACAAAGCCGGAAGCUGACAGCGCCUCAAGGAAACGUGCCUAUGGCUCUCUAGAGGAUCUUGGCCCCGUCACGGGAAGGAAAGCUCAUAAACGAGAUGUUUGUGUCAAGCUGCAUCACCUUGGCUGUCAGCUCUGCUUUGCCAGAAGGUCACGAGAUGCCAGCUUCCUGAAAAACACCUAUUUGCACAGACUCAUCGGAGAGCACGAAGCUAAAAUAGUCUUGAUCCCAGUUGAAACAGAUGCUGAUAUUGACAAAAUUCAGCUGGAGAUUCAGGCAGGAUCCAGAGCAGCUUCCAAAAUAAUUAAUGAAGUAAACGCCGAGUCGGAGGAAGAGGGUGAAUCAUCUCUGUAUGGGGACAUCCAAGCUAAACUGAAGAAGAUUCUAGGCAUUGACAAUGUGUUCAAGAUUGCAAAUAAAACACGACACCAGAAGAAGCGACCUUCAAAGAAAGAAAACACUGUGCUUACAGAGCUUGGGGCAGACCCUGACACAAAACAUCCCUCCAGCUCAUCUUCUGCCUCCUCAGCUGUCUCCUCUUCCUCAUCAUCUGCUGUUUCUCCUCGUCGUAAAGAGGCUGGUGAUGAAGAUGAGAAUAAUCAAGAAGAGCAAGCAAGAAACAAAGAUGCAAGCAGCAAGAGCAGCAGUGGCAGAAGUAACAGCAAGAGUAGCAGCAGCAGCAGUGAGAGAAGUAGCAAGAGCAGUAGCAGUGGCAAAAGCAGCAAGAGCAGCAGCAGCAGCAGUGGCAAAAGCAGCAAGAGCAGCAGUAGCAGCAGUGGCAAAAGCAGCAAGAGUAGCAGUAGCAGCAGUGGUAAAAGCAGCAAGAGUAGCAGUAGCAGCAGUGGCAAAAGCAGCAAGAGCAGCAGCAGCAGCAGUGGCAAAAGCAGCAAGAGCAGCAGCAGCAGCAGUGGCAAAAGCAGCAAGAGUAGCAGUAGCAGCAGUGGUAAAAGCAGCAAGAGUAGCAGUAGCAGCAGCAAGAGUAGCAGCAGCAGUAGCAGCAGCAGUGACAGAAGUAGCAAGAGUAGUAGCAGCAGCAGCAGGAGCAGCAAGAGCAGCAGUAGUAGCAGCAGCAGCAGUAGCAAGAGCAGUAGCAGCAGUAGUAGCAGCAAGAGCAGUAGCAGCAGCAUCAGUGACAGAAGUAGCAAGAGCAGCAGCAGCAGUAGAAGCAGCAGCAGCAGUAGUAGCAGCAGCAGCAGCAAAAGCAGCAGCAGCAGUAGUAGUAGCAGCAGCAGCAGGAAGUCAUCAAGUCAUCACAGCCAUGGGCAUCACUUGAGGCAUGUGAAUGGCAGCAGCAGCAGCAGUGAGUCACUGAGCCACCACAGCCAUGAACAUCAUUCAGGACAUCUGGAUAGCAGCAGCAGCAGCAGCAGUGCAUAUUCCAAAAUAUGGGAAGCUCAUGAGAUUUAUCAGUACCGCUUUAAAUCAGCACACAAACAAGAAGAGUUCCCAAAAGGAAAACUCCCAGAAGACCAAACUGACAGCUCACAUUCCUCUGCCAGAUCCAGUCAUGCCACAUCUCGAGCUUCAUGGCCCAAGUUUUUGGGAGAUGUUCAAACCCCAGUGUUAGCAGCUUUCCUGCAUGGCAUCCGUGAUGAUAAGAAGAUAGGAGGCCUCCAGCUCGUGGUGUAUGCUGAUAUUGACUCCAUCAAGCCUCGGGUGCAGGUAUUUGUGUCCAACCUCACAGAUUCAAGCAAGUGGAAGCUCUGUGCUGAUGCUUCAGUCCACAAUGCUCACAAGGCAAAGGCCUACCUGAAAUGGGGACGGAAUUGCCAGGACUACAAGGUUUCAUCUGAGCUGGUAACUGGGCAGUUUGCUGCCCACCCUGCUGUACAAGUGAAACUGGAGUGGCCUAAAGUUCCUUCCAGUAUCAGAUCCGUAGCAGAAUGGUUUUACAAGUUUGUCCCUGGGGCUGCAUUUAUGCUGGGGUUCUCUGAAAAAGCGGACAAGAAUCCUUCUCGACAAGCCAGGCUGAUCGUGGCUCUAACUUCUCCAAGGACUUGUGAUGUUGUUAUCAAGCUUCCUGAUGUUACCCUCUAUGAAAAAGCCAUGAGGCUUCCCCUGUCCCUCCCUGUAGGGCCAAGGACAUCAACGUCAGAGCUGCAGCCUCCCAGCUGGAAUGUCUUUGCUAAAGCCCCUUCUGCAGUGCUCGAGAAUUUGAAAGCUCAAUGCUCAGUUUCCUACAACAAGGUCUCAACUUUUAAUGAAGUUCGGUUUAACUACACAAUGCCAGCAGACUGCUACCACAUCUUGGCUCAGGAUUGCAGCUCUGACCUGAAGUUCCUGGUGAUGAUGAAGAAUGCAGAAGAAGCUGUCAGCCUGAAAGUAAUCAACAUCAAGCUUGGCAAUCAUGAGGUCGAUAUGCGCCCUGCCGACGGACGCGUGAAGCUGCUGGUGGACGGGGCUGAGAGCCCAGCAAACGUGUCCUUGACAUCUGCUGGUGCUUCUCUGUGGAUCCAUAGUGAAAAUCAAGGGCUUGUACUCCUUGCCCCAGCCUAUGGCAUUGAUAAACUGUACUUUGAUGGAUACACAUUCAGGAUCCAAGUUGCUUUAUGGAUGGCAGGGAAAAUGUGUGGACUGUGUGGAAAAUACGAUGCAGAAUGUGAACAGGAAUAUCGGAUGCCCAACGGAUACAUAGCUAAAGAUGCAGUGAGCUUUGGGCAUUCUUGGAUUUUGGAAGAAAGGCCUUGUAGAGGAGCCUGCAAGCUGCGGCACGCCUUUGUGAAGCUGGAGAGGGCGGUGCAGCUGGCCGGGGUCGAGUCCCGCUGCUACUCCACGGAGCCCGUGCUGCGCUGCAACAAGGGCUGCUCCCCCAGCAGGACGGCCCCGGUCACCGUGGGCUUCCACUGUGUCCCUGCGGAUUCAGCCACCAGCCUGACAGACAAGCAGAUGAAGUUUGACCAGAAGUCAGAGGAUAUGAAGGACACUGUUGAUGCACACAUAGCAUGUACUUGUGAGGAUGAAAACUGCACAUGAAGCUGUACUGUGCAGCAUAGGAGAAAACAGAAAUACUUUCAUGUUUUUAUUGUGUAGUGUAAAAAAACUUGUCUUAAGGAAUAAUAGAUACUAAAUUAAGUACUUAAGGAUCUUGUAUGGGGAAUCUUCCCAAGUAAUUUAAAGUAUUAAACUUUAUUAUUGUAGAAACUGUUAUGAUUGCCCAUAAAUAUCUGAUUUCAUAAUAAAUCCAUGCAUGG